Molecule: messenger RNA, 1557 nt
Organism: Fusarium vanettenii 77-13-4
Lineage: Eukaryota; Fungi; Ascomycota; Sordariomycetes; Hypocreales; Nectriaceae
Exons: 2
Coding region: 1-1557 (518 amino acids)
Molecular function (GO): N,N-dimethylaniline monooxygenase activity; NADP binding; flavin adenine dinucleotide binding
Source: RefSeq, a predicted model, not a curated record
AUGAGUCCUUAUCUUACGAAUGGGCGCUCGCCGUCACCCGAUGAGCCUGUCAAGUUUGGUCCUGGCACCAAGGUUGCCGUCGUCGGCGCUGGAGUGAGCGGCAUCUGCACAGCCGCCUAUCUCCUCAAGAACGGAGCCGAUGUAACCGUCUUUGAGCGAUCCGGGGUCACGUCUGGGGUAUGGCACUACGAUGACAGGGCACCGACGACUACGAAAUACCCCAGCGAGAAGCCCUCGGCCGGCGACUAUGUGACCUCCCUGCCUGGACAAUUCCUACCAAAGACCGACUUGAAGGCCAAGAACGGAGACAUCUCCUUUUCUCCACCGGGUCCAGCUUACUUUGGUCUACGAAACAACGUCCCUACAAGUCUCCUCUACAGCAACCUCGGACCCUGGCCAAAAGAUACCGAAGAUAUCACCAGCCAUGUCAACAUCCAAGAUUAUCUUCAAGGACUCAGCAAGGAACACGGUGUUGAUGAUGUGACCAUCUUCAACACUCGAGUCGAGGGCGCCAAAAAGAGCGAGGAUGGAUCCCACUGGGCGAUAAGAACGAUAACCCACCUCAAGGGCGACGGCCAACCUCGAUUCCUCGAGCGAAACUGGAAGUUCGACGCUUUGGUCGUGGCAUCUGGUCACUACAACCUCCCUCGUAUCCCAGAUACUCCUGGCCUUGCUGAGUGGAAGGCUCACUUUGGUGAAGACAUCAUUCACACCAAGCAGUAUCGCCGCCCGGAGAAGUACGCCGGCAAAACGGUGCUUGUCAUCGGUGGUGGGGCUUCGGCUUAUGAUGUUUGUCGGGAAACGAGCGAAACCGCCAAGCGCGUGAUUCAAUCAACAAGGGGUGGUGAUUUUGAUUUGCCGCCUGCCAUGUUCCCAGAAUCUGUUGAACAUGUUGGCGGGAUUGAAAAGUUUGUCCUGGAAAAGGAUGAGUCUGAUCCUUCAGCACCGGUGAAGAGUCACAUCUUGCUUAAGAACGGGGAGAAACUCGAGGGUGUCGAUGGUAUUGUUUUGGCGACUGGAUACCUCACUUCUUAUCCUUUCCUCUCGCAAUACCAUGGAGAUGAUGUGCCUUUGGAUGAAGCAACAGAUGAUAUUCUCAUCACUUCAGAAGGAAACAUGGUGCACAACCUUCACAAGGACAUCUUUUACAUCGAAGACCCUUCACUCUCCUUCAUCGGCGUGCCUUAUUACACCGCAACAUUCUCCCUCUUCGACUUCCAAGCCCAGGUCCUCGCAAGAGUUCUCACAGGAAAGUCAAAACUACCCAGUCGCGCCUCAAUGAGGAAGGAAUACGAGAACCGCGUUGCUGCCAAGGGACGUGGACGAAAGUUCCACAGCUUGGCCGACGACGGUCUCGAGGUGGACUAUGUGAACGAUCUGUUGGAGUGGGCCAACUCAAGCCUUGUAGAUGACAAGACUGAACCUUUGCUGGGGCAUUCUAAGGAGUGGCUUGAUACUUAUAAGACAGCGAGAGAACAGAGAAAGUUGCUGCGUGUGGCCAAGGGUGUCGAACCAGAGGGACUUUGGGCGAGACCAAGUGAUCUAGCACAGGCUUAA